GCGUGUUGCGCCAUCUGCACUUCCACCGAAUGCCCCUCGCUCAUCCUCGAUCCCUCCCCCCGUGCCCGCCGCACCUUGAUCACGUCUCCGAUCGCUGUACACGCAUGCACCCGCGCUUCCUGAUCCAAUUCUUCUUCUAACUGGACAAGCCGCGCGCAAUUUGGUGAAGUAUUGCGGAUUCUAUCCUACCUUCUCCAUCGACCGAGUUUCGUGCCGUGGUAGCUAUGCCUCUGUGACGAGGCACUGUUGCGUGUGAGGGCUGAUUGAUUAUACAGAUUGCAGCGUUUGUUUUUUGAUGAGGAAAACUUGAUCUGCUUGCUAAUAUUUUCGAGUUUCUGAGGACAUUGGAUGUUGGAGGUGAAAAGAAUUAAGAAUUUUAAUUCUUUUCAUUUCUCAAAGUGAAAGGCUAUCAAUUCAAAUACUUAAGAGGUCUUGAAGAUCUGUUGAAAUUUAAGCGGAAACAUGUCAGAUGCGGUGGUAAAUGGACUAGCAGGUGCUGGGGGCGGCAUAGUAGCUGUAUUGUUGACAUAUCCUUUGCAAGCAGUUAAUACUAGGCAACAAACGGAAAGGACAGCAAAACGUGGCAAGGUUGCUGAAGAUGAGGAAGGCGCGUUGGCUUUUGCCAAAGCUUACCCUACAAAGUUGCAGAAGGGAACCCUUCAAGAAAUUUGGGAGGUGAUCAAGAAUGAUGGAUGGGGAGGAUUAUACAGAGGGCUCUUGCCAUCGUUAGUUGGUACUGCUUGCUCGCAGGGUGUCUACUACUAUUUUUAUCAGAUCUUUAGAAGUGAGGCAGAAGCCCAGGCUAGGAGGUCCAAAAAGCCGAACGGUGAAGAUGGUUCAGUGGGAGUGCUGGCAUCCCUCUUUGUUGCAGCUCUGGCCGGGUGUGCAAAUGUUUUGAUUACAAAUCCUAUAUGGGUUAUUGUCACUCGUAUGCAGACUCAGAAACGAAAGAAAGGUCCGACAUCUUCAACAGAAAACGAUCUCACAGUACAAGUUGAUGGUGGACUACCAAGUUCUGCUGUUACAAAUCCUAAUUUCAGUGGAUCUCCUACCAAAUCACAGCUUGGAGCUCGCGAUACAGUCAAGGAUUUGUACAAGGAGGCUGGGUUGCUUGGAUUUUGGAAAGGUGUUUUGCCCACUCUCAUCAUGGUCAGUAACCCGUCAAUACAAUUCAUGAUCUAUGAGACUUUACUGAAGAAACUUACAGAAAAGCGGUCUAGAAAUGAAAAUGGUUUGAAACCUUUAGCUGCAACUGAGGUCUUCUUACUUGGAGCGGUUGCGAAGCUUGGGGCAACUGUAGUGACAUAUCCUCUAUCGGUUGUGAAGUCACGACUCCAAGCAAAGCAGGAUGGUGGAGGCCAUGCUUCUCUACAGUACGCAGGGACAUUGGAUGCAAUCACAAAAAUGGUUCGCUUUGAGGGCCUGGCGGGCUUCUACAAGGGCAUGAGCACCAAGAUUGUACAAAGUGUGGUGGCAGCAGCCGUUCUUUUCAUGAUCAAAGAGGAGCUUGUGAAAGUAGCACGGACCGUAGUGGUCAUUAAUCAGCCAAAUUGUACAAGACUGACAAAUUCAAAACUGGAUUCUUAACCUAUAUCCAUCAAGUCUAGCUGACUCUUAGAUUCGACCUUAUUCAGCCUGUCAACCUCUCUCCACCCUCAGACAGAAUCCAUUGGAUAGCGCAUUGAUUACUGUUAAUGCAAAUCUUACCAGAGUAGAGUAGAUUCAUCAAGCAACAUAUUGUUAGCGGGUCCGUGCAUUGCAAGGCUUCAAAGGACACUUGGGCUUUGAUGAAACAGCAGAAGCUUUAGAAUGUAGGAAUUUUUCCCUUCUUGUUUUUCUCAUCCAGGUACGUCUUCCUCCAGAUCGUGUCCACUUUUCUCCUCACCGACCCAACUGAAGAUGUGACGGCAGGUAACGUUUUCAAAUUACGUCAGCAAGUCAUCACGUUGAAUUGGAAUUUUUCUUCGAGCACAUCGGUCUACACAGGGCUUCCUCCUAAAUACCUAAUUUAGCUUAUUUUAGUUUGGAUAAAUUAGAAAUGGAUGAAAUUCAUCUAGAGUUGUCCAAAAACAUCCAUUCUAGUCAAAUUUGAUAGACUUCGUCAAAUUGUUUAAAGUGCAAGAUAUUUUUUGUUGUGCAUUAUCAUUCAUUGGAAUAAGUUGUAGUUGAAAUUGGUUGGGUGGGAUGUUCAAACUAUGGAGGAAAUUGAAAAUGAUCAUUAAACCA
Messenger RNA from Physcomitrium patens, 2226 nucleotides. RefSeq names its product peroxisomal nicotinamide adenine dinucleotide carrier. Gene Ontology annotation, biological process: nucleotide transport; transmembrane transport. NCBI's taxonomy places the organism in Eukaryota, Viridiplantae, Streptophyta, Bryopsida, Funariales, Funariaceae. The record is from RefSeq and is a predicted model, not a curated record.